GACCGUGUCCAGACGGCGCGGACGCUCGUAGUCGGAGGAGCGAGCCAUGGGGAAAUAUUUCUUGCUCUAAUAUUUGCCGUACAUGUGAGGUGAAGGGGGUGGUCCGAAGAAAGAUGGAUGCGUGCGGUGGUGGUCCCGGAGAAGUCUCUUCUUGCGUGGUGGACUUACACGCGUGACCAGGCCAGCAGUGGCCGACACAACACCAUGGCGAAGGUCAACAGCGAAAUCUCCUAUUCGACCAGAUGCCGCUUGUCCAGUCACACGUCCGACGAGGAGCUGGCUGUCAUCGAAAAUGGAGACAGCAGUUUCUGGCUCAAGUUCUUCGGACGGUGUCUUGCAGUCACAAUUCCGAGAGGCCGCUGUCGUCUAAGUCCAACAGAACUCUCUUUACUGGUCCAGGAGCAAUGGCUAGGCUCUCUUACUUCUUCUACAUGCUGCGCAACUGGGCCUUCAACAGGAUGAACCCUGAGGUACCGGCGAGGCACGACUCCUUCCUGGAGCGCUUCCGAGGCCCUGAGCUCAAAGAGGUCUGCAGACGCGAGAGCGACACCCUGUCCAUGGGCCGCAACGGCACAAUGCACAGAAAGAAUCUUGGAAGUAACUGCCCGCUAGCUACCUACAACAUGAAUAACUGCAACAACACAGACGACAAAAAGGAAGACAAGAAAGAGGAGAUUAAAAAAAAUGAGAAGGACGAUAAGAAGGAUGAGAAGAAAGACGAGAAGCAGGAUGAGAAAAAAGAUGAGAAGAAGGAUGACAAAAAGGAUGAGAAGAAAGAUGAGAAAAAGAAAGAGGAGCCCCCAAAGGAGGUUUGGAUCAUGGACCCGGCUUUAGACAUGUACUACCGGUGGCUCACGGUCAUCGCUGGCCCGGUGUUUUACAAUCUGAUAAUGAUUGUUACCAGGGCCUGCUUCAAUGAACUUCAGGACCGCUUCACUAAACUUUGGCUCUUCUUGGACUACACCGCAGACUUCAUCUACUACACAGACACGUUUGUCAGGUCAAGAACAGGCUACCUGGAGCAAGGCCUGCUGGUGAAGGAUGCUACGAAGCUGAGAGCCAAAUACAGGACCACGUCGCAGUUCAAAUAUGACAUGAUUUCCAUGAUCCCCACUGAUUUGCUCUUCCUGAAAUAUGGAUUCAACAACCCUGAGUUCCGCUUCAACCGCCUCUGCAAGAUCUCCAGGCUAUUCGAGUUCUUCGAGAGGACCGAGACCAGGACCAGCUUCCCCAACAUGUUUCGCAUCAGCAAUCUCGUGCUAUACAUCCUGAUCAUCAUCCACUGGAACGCCUGCAUCUUCUUCGCCAUUUCCAAGACCAUCGGGUUCGGCUCAGACACUUGGGUAUACCCUAAUAUCAGUCACCCGGAGUAUGGACGCUUGGCCAGGAAGUACAUCUACUCCCUCUACUGGUCCACGCUGACCCUCACCACCAUCGGGGAGACACCUCCGCCGGUGAAAGAUGUGGAGUACCUCUUCGUCAUCGCUGAUUUCCUCACCGGUGUGCUCAUCUUCGCCAGUAUUGUCGGUAAUGUUGGCGCCAUGAUCUCCAACAUGAACGCCUCCCGUGCUGAAUUCCAGGCCAAGAUCGACUCCAUUAAGCAGUACAUGCAGUUCCGUAAGGUCACCAAAGAGCUGGAGGCACGGGUGAUCAAGUGGUUCGACUACCUGUGGACGGAGAAGAAGACCUGCGAUGAGAAGGAGGUUCUGAAGAACCUGCCGGACAAGCUCAAGGCCGAGAUCGCCAUCAACGUCCAUCUUGACACGCUGAAGAAAGUGCGCAUCUUCCAGGACUGCGAGGCGGGACUCCUUAUCGAGCUGGUGCUCAAGCUGGAGCCUCAAGUCUUCAGCCCCGGGGACUACAUCUGCAAGAAAGGUGACAUCGGCCGGGAGAUGUACAUCAUCAAGGAGGGCAAGCUGGCGGUGGUAGCAGACGACGGCGUCACGCAGUUCGUGGUCCUCAGUGAUGGUGCAUACUUCGGAGAGAUUAGCAUCCUCGGUAUCAAGGGCAGCAAGGCUGGGAACCGAAGAACCGCCAACAUCCGAAGCGUGGGGUACUCAGACCUCUUCGCCCUCUCCAAGGACGACCUGAUGGAGGCACUCACAGAGUACCCAGACGCUAAGAAGGCCCUGGAGGAGAAGGGCAAGGCCAUCCUGAUGAAGGACAACCUGAUCGACGAGGCGGUGGCCAACGCCGGAGCCGACCCCAAGGACCUGGAAGAGAAGCUGACCAGGCUGCAGGACAAUUUGUAUGCCAUGCAGGCCAAGUUCGCUCAGCUCAUGGCCGAGUUCACCUCCAGCCAGAUGCGCAUGAAGCAACGCGUCAGCCAAAUGGAGGCCCAGGUGAAGGCUGUCAAACCCGAGGACCUGUCGGAAGUGGUGGCCGACAAGGAUAAGAAGGUUCAGUGAAGAAAGACUUUAAAGGGAGUGACGAACUUUCCCACUUCAAAGUUCACCUUUGUUUUCAUCUCUUUAUACAUCUGCCCAAUUGUGUACAGAGAAUCUCUGUGAAUGCCAUGAAUAGCAAGAAGUAUUUGACGCGCUUACAAAAAGGUUUGUACUUGCCUGUAUAACUUGAUAGAUACUCAGUUAUGCAGGUCCUGGUGGUCACUGUAUGCACGUCCAGUUUAAAGAUCAUCCGGACCAUUUUUAAGGUCCCUCGUCAGCUUUUUCUUUAUUUUUUUUUCUCCACAGUGUGAAUAUGCCGUGACGCGCUGCCUCUCACAGGUCAAUUCGGAUACGACGUCACGUUAUGUCUUUCAUUAUGCGGGAAAAAAAAAAAAAUCACCUUUGUCCCUUCAUAGGCUACUGCAGGUUGAACAAGUCAAAACAACCCCAACAAUGCCCCCGCAGUAAAGUCAUCUUUGUUACUGUACAUAUGUAUGUAUCAAAUAUUUAUGCACAUUACGUUAAGAUGUCUCACUGUAUUUGUCUGCAUGGUCAUUUUGUAGAUAAA
Molecule: messenger RNA, 2955 nt
Organism: Phycodurus eques (leafy seadragon)
Lineage: Eukaryota; Metazoa; Chordata; Actinopteri; Syngnathiformes; Syngnathidae
Product: cyclic nucleotide-gated channel cone photoreceptor subunit alpha-like
Exons: 9
Coding region: 243-2408 (721 amino acids)
Biological process (GO): monoatomic cation transmembrane transport
Cellular component (GO): intracellular cyclic nucleotide activated cation channel complex; plasma membrane
Molecular function (GO): cGMP binding; intracellularly cAMP-activated cation channel activity; protein-containing complex binding
Source: RefSeq, a predicted model, not a curated record